Penicillium cinerascens is the source of this 522-nucleotide messenger RNA. RefSeq names its product SND2/TMEM208 family protein. Gene Ontology annotation, cellular component: intracellular membrane-bounded organelle. Gene Ontology annotation, biological process: vacuolar protein processing. The coding region runs from base 1 to 522 and encodes 173 amino acids. The record is from RefSeq and is a predicted model, not a curated record. The transcript is spliced from 2 exons. Lineage: Eukaryota; Fungi; Ascomycota; Eurotiomycetes; Eurotiales; Aspergillaceae.
AUGGCCCAGAAAGCAGCCAAAUCCUUGGCUAGCCGCAAUACGGCGGUUCUCAACCGCACUCACCUCAUCUCUGCCGCGCUGCACAUUCUCUUCCUCUUCCUCCACUUCAUGUUCCAGCGCCCUGGCUCACUGAAACGUUACAUUCUCCUCGGUGUCCCGACUCUCGUCAUUGAAUUCUAUCUGGACAAAGUUGGCCGUCCGCGCUAUAACGAAGAUGGCUCCCUUCGCUCUGCCGGUGAGGAUCUCAAUGCCACUGGUCUGACUGAGUACAUGUGGGAUGUGCUGUACUGGACCCAGGGCUGCAUCGCUGCUGUGUGCAUCUUCAAUGACCGCGCUUGGUGGCUCUGGGCCGUGGUUCCUCUGUACUCAAUCUACCUGGCAUAUACUACAAUUAUGGGAGUGAAGAAGGGAUUCGCUGGCAUGGGUGGUGGCGGCGAAGGGGAAGACUAUGAUGCCCCUAAGAGCAAGACACAACAAAAGAAGGAGAAGCGGGGUGACCGGCCCAAGUAUAGAACUCGUUAA